This is a messenger RNA of Drosophila bipectinata, 1243 nucleotides long. It is a transcript of the gene Elba3, whose product is annotated as Early boundary activity 3. NCBI's taxonomy places the organism in Eukaryota, Metazoa, Arthropoda, Insecta, Diptera, Drosophilidae. The record is from RefSeq and is a predicted model, not a curated record.
GAAACAAGCAACAUUGUGUCUUACAACAAGUGAAAAAUAAAACUUUGUACAUUCUCAAAACAACAAUAUAAUCAUCCAUCAUGAGCAACAUUAGCAACGAUAGUGGUCUGGAUGACUCCGCCAACUGUGGCGCCGUGGCCAACUCGCAUCCAUUGGCUGCCACUCGAUUGUCCUGGUUCCUAGCCGAGGUUGAUGACGGUGCUAUGAGUAAUGGAAAACCGAAUGGCCAUCCCCGACUCUGCGUCCUCCAUUCCAUGGAACUGCUGGAGACGGAUGUAUCCGAGAAGUACAUGACCCGCUUUGUGGAAUUCCGGGUUAACGGAAUGGUGCUCGAGGCCAAGUUGAUUCUGGCCGCCGACGAGAGGCGCCUAGUGGAUGCAGCCUUGUUGUCCAUGAGCAAGGAGCAGCGGGAGGAUUCCAAUUCCAAGCAACUUCUGGUGCAAUACACGGAAAAUGAGGAGACUGGAGAACGCCUGGUCCACAAACUCGUCUCACCGAGCAACGUUAGGUGGCUCAGUGCCAAGCCGGAGCUGGCCAACACUCCCCUGGUCAGCUUAAGUCCGGGUUGCGUAGCCCACGUCCUUUAUGCCUACGACAACCGGGAUUAUAUGGAAAAGGUCUUACUGCACAUGAAAACACGCUGCUUCGACGAUGCCUUCGAUGAGAAUUUGGAUUCGGAAGCCACUAUGACCGAUGACACGUGGAUGCUGGUCCAAUACAGUCCCGAUCCUGAGACUGUGGUCUACCAGGUGGUGCAGUAUAGCCAAACGGUUUGGCGACAGGAGAAUCUCUUCAAGGACGUCAUCGCCUACAUCCAACUGCCAGGCAACGAUCUGGUUCUUCAGGCCGUGGUCAUUAGCUAUGGCCUGCAAAAGGAAGUCCAGCAAGCCAAAUUGGAACACUUACGAAACCUGGGCAUGGAGAUGCAGUUUCCACUGCCCGGAGAACUAUCGAAGCAGCUGGAGCAGGGCAGCGGCACGGCGGCUCUUUUCUCCCGGACCAGCUUGUACCAGAAGGCGGAGCAACGGGAUGCCACCGGAGAACACAAAGAACUUCGCCGGAGCUUGGAACAGAUGAGCGAGAAGGCACAGGUCGAGGCUCAGAUGAUCAUUGAUGCUUUUGACAUGGUGGACAACAUUAACAAGAAUCUCCAAUACCGAUUAUCGGGAGACGGCCGCUUGGCAGAAACUACGUCUGCAGAUGAACUGCAAUAAUUUAACAUUAUUUUUUUAUUUUUAAGCGU